ACUUAACAAUUAAAAUUAAUAGAGGAAUUUAUUUGUAGAUUUUUAAAAAUCUCAUCACAAAUAAGAGACCUGAGUUUUAUGUUAUCAUAAAAAUUAAAAAAUAAUUUUACUAAACAUUUUUGGGACGCAUUAUCCAAUAAACAUAUGCAGCAAGUUAAUUUAUUUGACAAGAAAUUUGGAAGAAUUUUUUCGCUACUGUAGAUGAUUAUUUAGAUGUGAUGCUUAUCUAGAAUUUCAUAGAUCUUGCAAGCUCAUCUCCCAAACUCUUUCCCCUUCCUUCUUUACAGUUGCUCUCUAUCGUUCUCGUCCCUCUCAGAAUGCAUCCCCUUCUUUUCUGUAUUAUCUCCUUUUCUCACAAGCCAAAUACUGAAGCUGGGCUUGAAGAUUUCAGGUCCAAAACCUCUAGUGAGAUUCUUUAUGUGUGGGGGAGUAGUUUGCAGACAUACCCAAAUCUUUCAAGGUAAGGCUUCAAGGCAUCCAACUAACCUCUCAAUUCCCGUUAAGAGUAGAGUUCAAGAAAUAAUUAGGAGGCAUGUUUUCUUGACGUCCAAUAUUAUUCUCUCUCUCUCUAUAUAUAUACCAUGUACUUAAAAGAAUCAGACGAGUGAGUUCCUCCAUAAAAAAAAUCAUAUGAUAUCCGUUAUCAUGUGUUUUGGUCUGCGAUGUACCGAAUCUAUCUAAGAAUAUAUAUAUAUAUAUAUAUAUAUAUAUAUUGAAAGCUGCAUUUGCCACCUUUUUUCUAGCUUUGCCACAUACCUUUCUCUUUGCUUCAACCUCCCUACCUAAAACCCUCUUAUGAGGAGAAGGAACUUAUUCCUUGUUAAGGAAUGACUUCUACAUACUAUUUUCCUCAACCACCAUUACCCCCUUCCUCCCUCCAUACCACACCGCCAUGGAAGACUGGAACGUGCUUGCUGCGGAUUGUGUAGUCAUAUCCUGCUGCUGCCAAUGCUUGAUACUGCAAGUCAUCAUCUUCAUCUUGCUCAAACUCCCAUGCAAACUUAUUCGAAAGAUUAAAAAAUGUGCGAAGAAAAGGUUUCGAACUCGGGAUAGAAAGAAGAGACCAGAAUCAGUAAAAGGUAGAUUUUUGGAAGACUUUGUGGAAAUCCAUGAAGGGUCUAUGAGAAUUCAAAUAGAAGAAUUACAAGGAGGCCAUGGUUUUGGGGAUUGUAUGAGGGAAGUUGAGAGGGUGCUAGACGAUUUCUCCCAAAAGGGAGAGUUUGCAUUUGGAAGCUUCUGGGGUAGGCAAGGAUUAGGGGGCUCAUCAAUAUGUGUAGGUAAACAGGAAGUUGAUAUAAGCCUCGUACAGUUUGAAUUAGUUGAAAUAGUAGAUUCUUUCAGAUGCUCAAAUUGAUCUAAUGAUUAAGUUUUAUAGCCAACUUAAUUAUUUGAACAUAUUAUUUGGUAGCUCCAUCUGAUCAGAAAUGUGAUUUGGGUUUUAGCCAGAAAACAAAAAUGCUGUCUUUUUUUUUGUAGGCAAUUGGAACCCAGAGAAACAUUCUUGUCUUAACAUGUCAUUAUCUUGAAAGUACCCAACAUAUCAAAUUAUAGUGUUAGAAAAAUUAGCACAAUAGCAGUUGCAGAGACCAUAUCAGUGAAUGUGUAGCUGAGAAAUAUAGACAAGACAAAACACACUAUUUAUGAAAAAAUGUGUGUUUUUUGUUUUCUGGAUCCUGCUAGUGUAACAUCCCACCGCUUCAUUCUUUGAGGAAAUUGAAUCCCACAUCAUGGGAUUAGAAACUUUAUUAAUGAUCUAUAAUGUCCUAACCGUAAAGUUGAUUAUUUUGUAACAAAUGGCAAAGGAAUAUUUGAUUGUAUUUCAUAUUUUUAUUAUCAUUGGUAAUGACUUUUUUAUUUACAAAAACAAAAAUGAAAAACUUUAAGAUUAUUCAUAAGAAAACAACAUAAAAAUAAUAAAUAAUUAUCAAUUAAUUUGAUGAUUAUAGAUGAGAAAAAUGAAAAUGAAAGAAGAGAAUAGAGCAGUUAUAGAAUUAGAAACUACUCGGAAAAACUCUCUCUAUAUAUAAAUAUAUAGAAAGGGCAGGCAACCCCACAUGGCCUCAUGUGUCCUAAAGGUUGGCAACUGGCUAAAUUUCAAUGGAAACGCGCUUUGAAAUUGAAUAUGAACCAUUCCAAAAUCAUCACAGACAACAAAGAAAAACAUAAGCCUCACAUCUUCAACAAACCAAAUUUCCUCUCUUUUUCUCUUUCUCUUAAUUACUACUUUUCUUCCUCCUCCUCCGUUUUUGUUCUCUUCUCCUUCACCGAUCACUAUUACCUGCAGCCAUGAUGGCAACCAUCCAAUCCGAC
Molecule: messenger RNA, 2310 nt
Organism: Manihot esculenta (cassava)
Lineage: Eukaryota; Viridiplantae; Streptophyta; Magnoliopsida; Malpighiales; Euphorbiaceae
Exons: 1
Coding region: 893-1354 (153 amino acids)
Source: RefSeq, a predicted model, not a curated record